Alternaria arborescens is the source of this 1665-nucleotide messenger RNA. RefSeq lists its product as hypothetical. NCBI's taxonomy places the organism in Eukaryota, Fungi, Ascomycota, Dothideomycetes, Pleosporales, Pleosporaceae. The transcript has 3 exons. The record is from RefSeq and is a predicted model, not a curated record. Bases 1 to 1665 code for a protein of 554 amino acids.
AUGGGUUCUAUAGCAGAGAACGGAGUAGAGCAUCCUUCGGGCCAACUCAUAGUGCACGCUAUCGAGGAGAAGGCGAGAUGGAUACCAAACAACAUGUUCAUGAGAUACGCGUUGGAAGACUGGGAGCAGGACGGUUACAAAACAAUUACGUGGAAGCAGUAUGCCAACGCCAUCGACAAGAUGGCUUUCUGGUUUGACGAGCAGCUCAGAAAGGCGGUAGAUCGCGAAACGGUUGCUUACUUUGGGCCGAACGAUCCCCGAUAUGCCAUCCUGGUACCGGCGAUUGCUAAAAAUGGACGCAGGUUGCUGGUUCCAGAUGGCCGUGUGACCAACGAGGGGCUGGCGGGAUUGGUGGCGGUGACCAACUGCAAAGUUUGGCUCUAUGCAACAGACGAUCCUGCAGGACCAUUGGUUAAACCGGAGUCGAGCUUGAAAUUAUGUGCAGUACCGUCAUUGGAGUGGAUGCUCGACAAUGAAGGGCAGGAGCGCUACCCAUAUGAGACAACCUUUGAAGAGGCCAAGUGGGAUGAGAUAGUCAUCAUCCAUACAUCCGGCACUACUGGCGAUCCUAAACCCAUCUUUCAUACCAACGGGAUGUGGUCCGCGCUGAGAAACGUACCCAUACUUAGCCGAAGACACUGGCCUCGAGGCAUCGUGUAUGAAAGCUGGAUCGGAAAGACAGCUCUGAAUCCUUGUCCACCGCAAUGGGUAGCCGGCCUGCAUGCGAUGAUCAUGGCGCCAGUGUUUCUCGAUGCUCCAUGUGUGAUGAUGCCCAGAGGCGAAGUUACCCUGACUCCCGCCCUGUUCAAGAAGAUUACUUCGAUGAACAAGAUCGACGGCAUGAAGUGUCCGCCCUUUACUAUUGCCGGCCUCUACGAAGAUCCAGUAACCAGAGACAUUUUGAAAUCGCUGGAGUUCGUCGUAUACAUUGGCGCACCCUUGGACCGAGCGAUUGGGGACGACCUCUAUCAGCACACGCGAUUAAGCCCAGUCAUCGGAUCUACAGAGACUGGAGACCAGAUCGAUCUACGACCAGCGGAUAGGAGCCUUUGGUACACGCACGACUUCGUUCCGGAGAAUGGUCAUAAGAUGGUGCCUUUUGAUACGGAGGGCUUAGAUAAUCUUCACGAGCUUAUCCUCGAGAAUGCUGUGGAUGGUCGUACCAACCCUUUCCAGCUAGCUUUCUGGAACUCAGGACAUCGGUACUUGAAGCGUAUUGAAACUAAGGAGCUGUACCGACCUGUCAAAGACUCUGACGGUCGCACACGAUGGGCAUUCUCUGCUCGCAAAGAUGACUUGACCAAGCUGGACUGGCUGGCGAAGUUCCAUGCCCAGGACAUUGAGAGCCGGAUUCUGCAACACAAGGAGGUGCAGAACGUGGUGGUGGGCGGAGAGGGUCGUCCUGCGCCGUACGUUAUUGUGCAAGUAAAGGAGGGAACAUUGGAUGAGAAGAGCGAGGCGCAGCUGCUUGAUGAGCUGUAUGAUAGCGUAAUUGCUGGCGCCAACAAGAACGAUAUCGACGAAAUCAGGAUUCCGAGGGAGACGGUUAUGGCCGCGACGAAAGAGAAACCGCUCAAGGUUAAUUUCAAGCAAGUGGUGCAGAGGAGGGCUAUUGAACAAGACUACCUGGAGGAGAUCGAGCAGGCGUAUCUGCAGUUACAGUGA